AUGUCUGAAGAAAUUCCUGAAGUUCCUCUUGUACUUAUCUCUAAUCCUUACUUGGAAAAGAAGGCUGCUGUUGUUCGACAAAAGCCUAUUCUUUGGGAGGGUUAUGAGCGCGCUAGUUUAUUGAAACACGAACAAGUUGAGCUCAUCAAAGCUAUCGACAAAAAGUCUGCUUCCGUUGUUCAGAAUGCUAUGAAUGAAAAAGGACAAACGUAUGCUUCUCUUAUCAUGUAUUUGUUACAAAACUUGUCUCGACCUGACACUGUUCAAUAUGUUUGCUUAAUGACAGACGAUAUCUUUAUAGCUCAUGAAGACAAUACACGCUAUUUCCAUGAAACUGCUAAAGAAGACCCUUCAUUUCCUUUUGGUCCUUUUAUCAAAAUUCUCGAGACAGAUGAUGAUUUCAUGGCAUUAGAAGCAUCUAAAGUAUUGACUAUGCUUGCUUGUUCCGCUCCAUCACCCUCUAACGUGGAUCUUUCAGCUUUGUUUCGUUGGAUUACCAACAAACUGUCUGGUUCAAACAGUGAUGUUGUUCAUUUGGUGAUUCAAGAAUUAGAGUCUAUAUUACGUGUCAAUACUUAUCGUUUGGCUGUUUGGCAUACACAAAAUGCUGUUAAAGAGUUGACGCAUCGUUUGUUCUUAAACAAGACAGCAUCUACACCUCAAAUCCAAUAUCAAAUCAUCUUUUGUCUAUGGUUGCUUACUUUUGAACCAGAAAUCGCAGCCAAUAUCAAUGAAAAAUACGAUAUUAUUCCCUUGUUAGUUGAGAUUGCCAAGUCUGCUAUUAAAGAAAAAGUGAUUCGUGUGUCUGUAGCUACAUUAAGAAACCUUGUUGAAAAGGCUCCUGCUCAAAACUUGGCUGCUAUGCUAGUUACCAAGUUAUUGCCAUUUACUGAAAACUUGAGUACUCGUAAAUGGUCAGAUACUGAUAUUUUGGAUGACAUUAACUUUAUCAAGGAGAGAUUGCAAGAAAACUUUCAGAGUCUUACCACAUUUGAACAAUAUGCUUCUGAAGUCGAGACUGGUAAAUUGGAAUGGUCUCCUCCUCAUAAAUCCGAAGUUUUUUGGAAAGAAAAUGCACAGAAAUUGGAAGACAAUAACUAUCAAUUACUUAAGGCACUCGCUCGUCUUUUGAGUACAUCAAGCAAUCCUUUAGUCUUGGCUAUAGCUGCUAGCGACAUUGGUUAUUAUGUCAAACAUGCUACCAAAACAGGCAGAAAUAUGCUGCAAGAAAUCGGAGCUAAGCAACGUAUCAUGGAACUGAUGACACAUGAAGAUCAAGAAGUCAGAUACCAAGCCCUUUUGGCUGUUCAAAAAUAUAUGCAUCAAGCAUGGUAG
This is a messenger RNA of Gilbertella persicaria, 1335 nucleotides long. Its product is annotated as ATPase V1 complex subunit H. Gene Ontology annotation, molecular function: proton-transporting ATPase activity, rotational mechanism. The record is from RefSeq and is a predicted model, not a curated record. Gene Ontology annotation, biological process: proton transmembrane transport. The transcript is spliced from 9 exons. Gene Ontology annotation, cellular component: vacuolar proton-transporting V-type ATPase, V1 domain; fungal-type vacuole membrane. The coding region runs from base 1 to 1335 and encodes 444 amino acids. Lineage: Eukaryota; Fungi; Mucoromycota; Mucoromycetes; Mucorales; Choanephoraceae.